GUUAUCGGGCGCGACCACCGCCGAAGGUGACGCUCCCGGGCAUCUCGCGCGCGCGCGCGGCAGCGAAGGGACGCAAGCGCGAGCGGCUCUCUCACUCUCGUGGUCGCGGACAGGGCAGGCGAUGACGAGCGGCGCGGAGGAGGCGUUGGCGGCCGGCGGCGCGUCCUGGACCGCCCUCGUGCUCUGGUCGAGUCUGAUGCUCGCGCUCUGCGUGUCGCUGACCAGGAGGGCCAGGUUCGUGCACGCGCUCCGGAGUAUCCCUUCGCCGAGCGGCGCGCUGCCGUUCCUCGGCAACGCCAUGCAGCUCAACUGCAGCCUUGAAGAUUUCUUCAAGAAACUGGUACAAUGGAGCAAAGAGUUCGGCGACAUCUACCUCGUGUGGGUGGGCAGCCGUCCGUUCAUCUUCCUGUACCGCGUGGAGUCGGUGCAGCCGCUGCUGAGCAGCAGUCAGCACAUCGACAAGAGCCUCGAGUACCAGUACCUGAAGCCCUGGCUGCGGGACGGACUGAUCACGAGCGGCGGGGCCAAGUGGCGCUCCCGCAGGAAGUUCCUGACGCCGAUCUUCCACAGCGAGAUGCUGCGGGAUUACUUCGGCGUGGCGGCUCGCGAGGCCCGAGUGUUCGUCAAGUGCCUCAGGUCCGAGCUCGGCAAGCCGGAGUUCGACGUCAUCCCGUACGCCAAGAGGGCCGCCCUCGACGUCAUUUGCGAGUGUGCUAUAGGCCAUAACAUUCACACCCAGACGAAUUACAAGAACGAGUAUCACUCGGCUGUCCAGAGCAUUACCACGAUAUCCCAAAUAAGAUUCACGAACAUCUGGAUCUCGAACGACUUCAUUUUCAAAAAGACAGCCCUCGGCAAGGAGCACGACCGAGCUCUCAACGUCAUUCACAGCUUCGUCAACAAGGUGAUCGCCGAGAGGAAGCUGGCCCGAAGCGUGAGGCGCGACGCGAACUCCAACAGCCAGUCGAGGCGCGCGGAAACUCUGCUGGACAUGCUGUUGGAGCGCACGGAGAACGGCGAGCAGUUGACCGACGAGGAGAUCCUGGAGGAGGUGAACACGUUCAUGUUCGCGGGUCACGACACCGUCGGCACGAGCGUGUCCUGGACGCUCUACGCGCUCGGGCGCCAACCCGAGUACCAAGACAAGAUCGUCCAGGAGUACGAGGAGAUCUUUGGGCCCGACCGCGAGGAGAUCGACUACGACGAGCUGCACAAGCUCGUCUGGCUGGACGCGUGCAUCAAGGAGACCUGGCGCGUCUACCCCACCGCUCCGCUGAUCGCGAGGCAGAUCUACAACCCGAUCACCCUGCAGGGCACGGAGAUACCGGUGGGCUCGACCGUGCUGGUCAACUCCUACCUGCUGCACCGCGACCCGCGCUACUUCCCCGAGCCGGAGGCCUACCGACCCGAGCGCUUCCUGCCGGGCCAGCCGAAGGCGCCGACCUUCGCCUACAUCCCCUUCAGCGCGGGCUCGCGCAACUGCAUCGGCUCCAAGUUCGCCACCUUCGAGACCAAGCUGACCCUGCUGGCCCUGCUGCGCGCCUACAGGUUCCACGCGAUCGACCGCGAGGACCAGCUGCGAUUCGUCUCGCAGAUCGUGCUCGACAACGUCGGCGGCAUCCGACUCAGUAUUACGCCCCGGCAGUGAACCCAGCCGUCGCUCGCUCGCUCGCUCGCUCGCGCCUACCCGCAUCGCCAUGUACACCCUUAUUUAAAUCGCUCAUCGCUCAUCUUAGACUUGUAUUUUUCUUUCUUUAUUCGCCUCCCCUUGAGCGCGCGCUUUCUCUACCGAACGAAUCUUACUUUCACGAGGCGCUCCCUUCGAAACUCUCGCUUUCCUAUUCUCCUCUUCUCUUUUCUUGUGCUUUUUUUAUUUUAUUUUAUUUUUUCUUUCCUUUUGUACGAAUAACCGAUCGAAUGACAAAACUGUAGUUGCAGUCUGGCGCAUAAGUAUUUUUUAAUAAAAAUCUCCUUUUUUAUACGUAUUUAUGUACGACUUUGUGUCUCUUAAUGGCCUCGGAUUCAUGAAAAUCACGUUUGACAGAGUCAAGCGAGGAAUGCUCGAGCUAUUCUUAAAGUGGAUUACCUUACGACAACUCCCUAUGCUGCGUUCGUUGACAGUCUCGCCUUUACUUUCGCGCCGCGAGCGCGUUCGUCAACAAAUGUCUUUCUCCAAAUAACGAUUCGGCUAUAGGCAACGUUCGACGCGUUAUUCUCGACGAUAAAUAUAAAAAAAUACAAGGUAAACUAGGCGCUGUUUCGUAUCGUGGCUCAGAAAUUGAAGUAGCCUCGUCGAAAAUAAGCACAGCGCUGCCCUCUGUUCUAUAUUGCCAAACUAUAAUCGGUAGCUGAUAAGAUAGGAAAUCCAAUGGUAAAUGUAUGUCGAGUCUCGACUCUCGAUCGAGAGCAAAUGGAUCAACACAAGAAAAAUGUCAACUUGCACGUUUACGCUUCAAUCGAGUCAAUAACGAGACGGGACCAUCUCGACAGCAUACCUCUUCAAGUGUACCAAUUCCCCCAUCGAAAUCGGUCGAAUUCAACCAAAUCCGGUAGAAUAAAACUUUACCUCCCCCUUUUAGAAAUCGGUUUGAAAAAAAUAAAAAAAACCGUCGCACAUGAUUUUCAAGGAAAAACGUCUACCUGCCUAUUUAUCAUAUUGAUAGCUUGGAGCUU
This is a messenger RNA of Phymastichus coffea, 2673 nucleotides long. Its product is annotated as cytochrome P450 4c3-like. The transcript is spliced from 6 exons. Bases 122 to 1648 code for a protein of 508 amino acids. Gene Ontology annotation, molecular function: oxidoreductase activity, acting on paired donors, with incorporation or reduction of molecular oxygen; iron ion binding; monooxygenase activity. The record is from RefSeq and is a predicted model, not a curated record. Lineage: Eukaryota; Metazoa; Arthropoda; Insecta; Hymenoptera; Eulophidae.